UUUACUCAACUCGGUGAGGGUUUUUAAAUAAAGAGUGUUAGCCUUGUGUGAGAGAGCAGCUCCAGGCUAAAGCGUUAUGGCUCAAUUGGGCGGCCCCGAUGAAAACGGACAAUGUUUGAGCAGCAGCAUCCUCACUAAUCAACACUCCUACUUUGGAGAUAAUCACCCAGUAAAUAAUUUGAUUUCAAAGAUACAAACCAUGAGGACAAAAGAGGCUCUUUCUUCAGGGUUGUCUCUGGAAUCUAACAACGCUCAGGACGGUGGAGGCCUCGGGCAGAGCAGUGAGCCCCUGAGCCAGAUUGAGGAUUACAGUCCUCCCAUAGACAUAUCUUCAGCUCUCCGGUCAGUAGCUCUAAUGCGUACUCUGGAUGUGAGAAGACUGCCCAAGCUGUUCUCAGUGCCGAGACUUGAGGACAAUCAAAUGUUGUCUCCAUUAGGUGAUCCGGAUAGAAGUCCAGAUGGGGCAGCAGAGUCGGCUGAGGUGGAAGAACAGACAUCAUCAUUCCAGUCAAAGUUCAUUAAUAUCUUCCCGUUGUAUCAGGACUACUCUCUGCAGGCGGUGAGAGACGAUCUGCACCGACUGAACAAGAGCUUUGUGUCUGAACUGAUCACGCGCCAACACUGCCAACUCGCUGCUCCGUGCGCCUCCGACGCCACAUCCCCUCCAUUAACCCCUCGGGAAGAGACUCCGGCCUCACCUCUACCCCACCCUGUCCGGGUGACUCCAUUCACCCUUUGGCAAGAUCUAGCGGAGGUGAAGGGAUCCGGUCUGCUCGGCAGCUUGACCGCCAGAGAGAUUCGCCUUCAGGAGUCUAUGUUUGAGUUGAUCAGCUCUGAAGUGUCUUACCUGAAUAGCCUCGGAGUUGCUGUCAAUCAUUUCUAUGCGUCGAAGGCACUGCAACGGACCCUGAAUCCAACGGAGCAUCACAUUUUGUUUUCCAACAUUCAUCACGUGAUGGCAGCCAGUGAGAAGUUUCUGAUUGAUCUGGAAAUCCGACUGGGAGAGUGUGUGUUAAUAUCUCGGGUCGAAGACGUCGUGCUGCAGCACGGCUCCAGGUUUCACCGCCUCUAUGUGCCAUAUGUGACCAACAUGAUGUACCAAGAGACUCUCGUCAACCAGCUGCUGGAGCAUAACAGAGACUUUCUGUAUUCAAUCAAGAAGCUUGAGAGUGACCCAAUGUGUCAAAGACAGAGCCUGAAGUCGUUCCUCGUCCUUCCCUUUCAGAGAAUCACUCGUAUUAAACUUAUCCUCGAGAGCAUCCUGAAACUCACUGAGCCAGAUUCGGACUCUGUUUUAAAUCUUAAAAAGGCAAUAGAAGCAAUCCACGAGAUAGUGACAGCGUGUGACAUGGGGAUCCGAAAAAUUAAACAAAUUGAGGAACUGGUCAGCCUGGAAAUGCUGCUGGACUUCGGCAAAGUUAAGGCGGUCCCUCUGGUUGUGAGUGGGCGUUUCCUGGUGCACCAGGGUCCCAUGAGGCAGCUGAGUGUGGAGGCCUCUUACUCAAGACUGUCCUUCAUCAGCGUCCACCUCCACCUCUUCAACGACCUUUUGAUCAUCUCCUCCAAAAGGGCUCCGAGGUUCACAGUUCUGGAUCACGCUGCAUUGGCCUCACACGUGCACGUUGAGCGUCUGAAUACUGAGGCCCUGGGUCUACCCGCCGACUCCUUCCUGUUGCAUCUCUCGCAGAGUCACACCGGACAACCGACCGCCAUGAUACUUGUCGCACACACAAGCUCGGAUAAAGAGAAGUGGAUGAAGGCGCUGUCUUCUAAACGGUGAUGGAGAAAUGAUUCUGUGUUUGUUAUUGUUGUACUUGUUCGUUUUAAGAUUGAUAUAAACUUGACUGCACU
Messenger RNA from Pseudoliparis swirei, 1851 nucleotides. RefSeq names its product rho guanine nucleotide exchange factor 19. Gene Ontology annotation, cellular component: nucleus; cytoplasm. Gene Ontology annotation, molecular function: guanyl-nucleotide exchange factor activity. Bases 77 to 1780 code for a protein of 567 amino acids. The record is from RefSeq and is a predicted model, not a curated record. The transcript is spliced from 12 exons. Gene Ontology annotation, biological process: activation of GTPase activity. NCBI's taxonomy places the organism in Eukaryota, Metazoa, Chordata, Actinopteri, Perciformes, Liparidae.